AUUUUGUCCAAGUCCCUGAAGAUGUUGCUCUUCUUCUUACUUUCACUCUUCAAUUUCAACCCAUCUCUGAGCCUAAAAAUCUGCUCCUUCAAUGUGAGGUCUUUUGGAGAAACUAAAAUAGCCAGACCCGAAGUCGUCGAUGCCGUGGUAAAGAUCAUUUCUUGCUGUGACAUCAUGUUGCUGAUGGAAAUAAAGGAGAACAAGAACCGGGUUUGUCCUCUCCUGGUGGAGAAGCUCACCAGUCAGCAGAAGGGGCUGAAGGAGGAAUACAGGUGCGUGGCCAGUGAGAGACUGGGAAGGAAGAGCUACAAGGAGCAGUAUGUCUUCAUCUACAGGCAGCAUCUGGCAUCAGUGAAAGAAACCUAUCAGUACCCUGACACCCAGCCUGGGGAUGAGGAUGCCUUCUCCAGAGAGCCCUUUGCCAUCUGGUUCCAGUCUCCCAAAACUGCUGUCAAUGAGUUUGCUAUAAUCCCUCUGCACACCACACCAGACACAGCAGUGCGGGAGAUUGAUGAGCUCUAUGAUGUGUAUUUAGAUGUCAAACAGCGCUGGAAAACUGAGAACUUCAUCUUCAUGGGAGACUUCAAUGCUGGAUGUAGCUAUGUUCCCCAAAAGCAGUGGAAGAACAUCCGGCUGAGGACUUACUCUGAAUUCGUCUGGCUAAUUGGUGACAAAAAUGACACAACAGUGAAGAGAAGCACAAGCUGCCCAUAUGACAGGAUUGUAGUCACUGGACAGAAGCUCAUCCAUGCCAUUGUGCCACACUCUGCCAAUAUCUUUGAUUUCCAGGAGAACUUUCAGAUGACUGAGGAACAGGCGCUGGGGGUGAGCGACCACUUCCCGGUAGAAUUUGAGCUAAAAGCCAAGGGUGGCUUCUUCAACUGGCUGAGAUCAAAGUUUUCAAGGAAGAGGAGACCAAGAAAGAGCCGUCAAUCAAGAUCAUGA
Messenger RNA from Acanthisitta chloris (rifleman), 945 nucleotides. RefSeq names its product deoxyribonuclease I-like 3 (gene DNASE1L3). The coding region runs from base 22 to 945 and encodes 307 amino acids. Gene Ontology annotation, cellular component: nucleus. The transcript is spliced from 8 exons. The record is from RefSeq and is a predicted model, not a curated record. Lineage: Eukaryota; Metazoa; Chordata; Aves; Passeriformes; Acanthisittidae. Gene Ontology annotation, biological process: programmed cell death involved in cell development; apoptotic DNA fragmentation. Gene Ontology annotation, molecular function: DNA nuclease activity.